CAACGACACCAGCUCGUUUUACCACACUCUACACCACCCAAUUCUACCACCAUCUGGAAACACGUACGCGAUCGGCUUUCGAGAGGUCGCACACAUGCGCCAUUUUUGACUGACCGACUUGGAACACACACCCCACGCCUCCCCUCUCUCGCUAAUUCUGGCUUUACGUGAGGCAAUUUUUGCUGCUCUGGAUUACCACACGUCAGGGCGCGACAGCGAAUACACACCAAACACCUUCAAAUUGGCGGGGAAUCCAGGAGCCCAGUUCUUCCAGAUUCGACCUCUCCUCGGACCAGUCUGGUUCGUUGGGGGCGACAUUAAGCAACCUCCAUAACCUGACCGGACGGAGUUCACUAUAGAUUGCGACACAGCGCGAUCACCACGCAAGCAUACAUUAGAACCGAUGGGAUAAUUGAAAGCCUGAGGGAAGGCGAGUGCGGGUCCAGGGACGACCUGGCUCACAACUGGGAAUUGAGAAUCGUCCGUCGAAAGGACAGGGAGCACUACCCACCAGGAGGAACAGGAGCAGUAGUCAUACAUCGAAUCACUGUGUUACAAUACCACUACAGACCAGCAAAAUGAACUACCCACGGUCUGAAAGAUCUCAGACGCGAUACAGCACGCCCGAGCCGGACUUGGACGACCACCGGAACCAGCCAGAGAGCCUUCCGCCUGCGCCUGCUACGGAGAGCUAUUUUCAAGCACGACGCGGUACCUUGGCAAGCAUCGUCGACAACGAGCGCCCACCGAUUCCUAGGGUGGUUGUGCCAAUUGAGGCGCAUGGAUCGAUUGCACGGGACUUCGAAAACGCCAUUGUGGACGACGACAAAAGUACCAAAAGCAACGUCACCAAGAAGUCGGCCAAUGGCCGCUCUCCAGACGAAGACUGGCACCGCGAGCGACGCAUGCACCAUGAGAGACGAGGUACUGCAAGUCCUGUUCCAGCAAGGCGGGCUAUGUUCAGACGGCCCAACAACGAAGGCGACGCCAAUUCUAUUCGCUCGCAUGCCUCGGAUGGCUCCACGUCGCCACCAAAUUCCGUGGACGCAUUUGCGCCGCCAUUGAGGCGCGGUCGGGCUGGCACCAUGAAUAGUCGAGCACCCUCUACAGCAGCGUCCCUGCACCGGACCGUCUCAAAUGCCACUCAUCCAAGAAGACGGCCGACUUUUGGCGAAGAGGAUGCGCCAGGACGCCUGAAGUCCGAUGUUGCUUCUCAUCGCAGCUCUGCGAUUGAAGAUGUAUGCUUUCCACCCGAGGAUCCACCAAACACAUACACGAUUGACUUUGAGGAUCUUGAAGAGUUCGUUGCGGAAACUCACACCAAGACUCCUGUGGCGCAUCCAUUCUUGCCACAAUUUGCCAAGACAGCAUCGUCGAAGCGAGUGUUCGGUGAUCAACGCAGCGGCUCCCAGCCAACCCAUUUCUUCGGCCUUGGUAAUGGCGCCGCUGAUGACAACGAAAAGACAGAGGAAGAAAGGGGUACGUCUAGUGAGGAAGAGACUGGUGAUGGUGGUCUUCAUAGGACUGCAAGCACUAUCGAUCUUCCUCUCAACCGCUGGACAUUCUUCUCAUCCGAGAUUGAUGAGACGAUCCAUGCACCAGAGCUGGGCGGUCUCCUCAUGCCUGGCGAGACGUUCCGCGAUAUCUUCGAGCUUGGUCCAGAAGGCGGUGUCUGGUGGCUCGACAUGCUCAACCCAUCCGAAGAAGAGAUAUUCGCGAUCUGCAGUGCCUUUCGUGUGCAUCCUUUGACCCGUGAGGACAUCACCACUCAAGAGACACGCGAGAAAGUGGAGCUCUUCAAGACGUAUUACUUCUUAUGCUUCCGGUCAUGCUACAUGGUCGACCCGAAGCACGAAGACUAUCUGGAGCCGAUCAAUAUCUAUGCUGUGGUGUUCCGCGAAGGCCUGCUGACAUUCUCCUUCUGCCCGAAUAACCAUGCUGCUACUGUGCGGAAGCGUAUCGGACGUCUUCGUGAUUACGUCAAUUUGUCUGCGGACUGGAUCUGUUACGCCCUGAUUGAUGAGAUUGUCGACUCCUUUGCACCUGUGCUUCGUGAGCUCGAGCAAGAAACCGACACGAUCGAAGACUCCGUCUUUACUGCACGUUUUGAAGAUUCCCGUGCCAUGCUUCAAGGCAUUGGCGAGUGUCGUAAGCGCAUCAUGGCUCUGGCUCGUCUUCUCGGUGGCAAGGCAGACGUCAUCAAGUCCUUUGCAAAGAAGUGCAACGAAUCUUACGCCGUCGCUCCACGCGGAGACGUUGGACUGUACUUGUCUGACGUCCAAGACCAUAUUGUCACCAUGAUGUCCAACCUGGGGCAUUUCGAAAAGAUGCUCAGCAGAAGUCACACCAACCAUUUGACGCAAAUCACCCUGCAGCAUACCGAGCAAGGCUCCCGCGCCAACGAACUUCUCGGCAAGAUUACAGUGUUGGCUUCCAUUUUAGUGCCGAUGAAUUUGGUUGCCGGUCUCUUUGGUAUGAACGUAACUGUGCCUGGUAGUGCGGAUUCUCACCCUGGGCUCGGAUGGUGGUUCGGCAUUGUUGGUGUUGUGUUUGGACUGGCCAUUACUUGUCUGGUUCUUGCAAAGAGAUUCAAGUACAUAUGAGUGGUGUUUUGUUGGCGGGAUAUGCUGAGUAAUGUGUGUGUGGUUACAUGGCCUGUGCUGGUUACGAAUAUGUUUUGGCAUCAGUCGAGAAGUUGUCGACGGUAAAUAGAGGACAGUCUUUGAUACACAGAUACGAUCAGUCAAAUAUACAUUCGAUGCGC
Messenger RNA from Sphaerulina musiva SO2202, 2764 nucleotides. RefSeq names its product cora-domain-containing protein. The transcript has a single exon. Gene Ontology annotation, molecular function: magnesium ion transmembrane transporter activity. Gene Ontology annotation, cellular component: plasma membrane. The record is from RefSeq and is a predicted model, not a curated record. Gene Ontology annotation, biological process: intracellular magnesium ion homeostasis; magnesium ion transmembrane transport. The coding region runs from base 579 to 2603 and encodes 674 amino acids. NCBI's taxonomy places the organism in Eukaryota, Fungi, Ascomycota, Dothideomycetes, Mycosphaerellales, Mycosphaerellaceae.